Paramecium octaurelia is the source of this 567-nucleotide messenger RNA. The record is from the annotation of a GenBank genome assembly. NCBI's taxonomy places the organism in Eukaryota, Ciliophora, Oligohymenophorea, Peniculida, Parameciidae.
AUGGGAUAGUAAAAUUCAAAUGCAAAACUCAGUUAAAAUAUCUUAGUUUUUGGAGCCAAUAUGCUACUAGAUGAGAAGCUUUUGGGUUCUGAAUGGUAAAAAGAUUAAAGUAUCAAAUUAUGAUUGACUAUUCAAGUAAAUUCUUGUCAGGAUUUCACUUUGUACAAAAAUAUAAGCGAGAGACCUAAUUAACUAUUAUGGUGUCCAAAAAGGAGUGAAAUACUUCAAAAAUCGAUUGAAUCUAUAAUAUUAAACAUAGAGUUUGAAGGUGUUUUGUAUAUUUUUGAACAAACUCAAGAUCAAAAGGUCUUGAAUGAACAUCGAAAAUUGAUAAAGUGGUUGAUGAGUGAGGAUUCUAUGAGAUAAUGCUCAAUAAUUUUGUUGUGUGUUUCUAAGUCAAGUGAUUUAGCAAUUAAUAUUAAAUCCCAAAUGGAAAUAGAACUAGAUUUGGAAUCAAUGGAUUCUAAAUAAGCGAGGAACUUGAUAAUAAAAUAACAAGAUAAAGAAAGUAAUCUAUAAUUUAAAAAGAUUAUAUCAUAAUUGAUUAAAAUGAAGAAUGAAUCAUGA